GAAAAUAAAAUAAGAUUCUAAUUCUCGAAAAAUCUCAAUAAAUGAGGAUGCGUGAAAUGAUUAUGCAUGACUCAUAUUCCUUUAAUUAAAUUAUGAGAUGCUAAUCCUAUUUAAGGAAUUAAAGCUCGUCUUAUGAGGUCGGAUUAUUAAUCUUUAAUAAUCUACUCAUCUUAAAAUAAUCUAAUUCACUUACUAAUUAAUAAUUAGUAAGUCUUAAAAUCUUCUCUAAUUAAAUUUAAUAGAAUAAUUAUGAAGACCCAAUUAAAAUAAAAUAAUCAAGGCCCAAAAGGAAUUUAAUUCGAGCCCAAAAGAAUAAAUUCGAAGCCCAGUGCAUUAAUAAUAUUAGGCCCAACAUCAAUUAAUUUAUAGAGCCCAACACAUGAGGCCCAAGAUAAUAAAAUCAUGAAGCCCAAUAAGUGAGCCCAUCAUCACCCUUAAAAUAAUUAGUAAAUUUUAAUAUUAAUCUUAUCUCGUCAAAACCUUAGACUCAAAACAUUAUCACAUACUACCAUUUAGGUUCGAAACUAUUUAUUCGAACAUCAACAUGCGCAUUAAUCAUAACUCGUUCUAUUUAUGUCAUCAAGUCAAAUAUUCCGUCAUUUAAAAAAAAACAAAACCUAUAAUAUUACAUAGAUAAAUUAUAUCAUCAUAGAUCAUGCUUUCUCAUACAUAAAACAAUUUAAUCCUUUUCAAAUAAUCCAUAUUAAUAAGUCGUUUGAAAAGAAUUAAUUUAAAUGAGAGUUUAACUCAAAAUAUUUUAUUUUAUAAUCCCUUUAUAAAUACUUGAAAUAAAGAACUCCAUUUAAAUAAUUAAUUUAAAGGUCAAUAUAUAAUUAAAUUAAUCAAGCUCAAUUUAAAUUAAUAAUUAAGAGCUCAAAUAAUUUAAAUAGAUAUAAGCCCAAAUUAAUUAGAUAAAUUAAGUCUAUCAUGUUUUUCUUUGAAUAAGCCCCAAACAAUUAAAUUAAAAUAGGCCCAAAUAAGAAAGCCCAAAAUUUUCGGCCCAAACCCGGCUCAAACCCGGCCCAAACCCAGCUGAAACCCGGCCCAAACCCAGCUCCCUUUUCUAACCUAAAUAUACACACACCAAAUACACUCAAACACACACAUUAGCUGCGCCCCAUCUCUUCUUUCUCACUCUCUCUCUCGCCUUUCUCUCUCGGACCUCUCUCUCUCGUUUUCUGCCGUUCUGCCGCCGCCGCUGCCGUUCAACGGCGCCGUCGCCGCCGGCGAGCGGCGCGGCUUCUCCUUCUCUCUCCCUGAACUUUUCCCCCCCUCUUCUCCUCUAUCUCUCUCGCUCAAUCUCGGCCGCUGGAAAGGCACAGCAAGCGCAACCACGCCGAUGUGCCGCCAUCGCCGGGCCGCCGCCUGCUCCCUCAUCCUCGCGGCAGAUCCGCCGCCGCCGUUCAACGCCACGGCCGCCUGGAGCUGCUGCUGUUCGCCUGAGGUCGACGGAUCUGGCCUUCAGUCGUUCGUCUUGCUCGGAGUUCCCGCCGCCGUUGGCUUGCCCGGAGUCGCCGCUGGCUGGCCCGCGAUCGACGGCCAGCAGCUCGCUGGAGGAGCCGAGCACCGUCUCACAAAGAUCGGAGACAACCGCGGCUCCGUCGCCGUCCGUCAACCGCCGGCGACGACGAGCCACCGAGGCUGCCCUCCCCCUGACCUCGACUCACACACGCAAUCAGCCAACACAAAGGGUUUUUGUGCGAGAAUCAUAUACUGUAAUUGCUCAAAUAAAAGUUUUAACUCUUUCCUUGUAACUUCAGUUCACAAGUACAUAUUUAGUAACUGUAAAUCUAUGAAUUUGCUACUCAUUUUCUUCAUUUAUCAAAGCAUAUGUAAAUCUGAGUUAAUGAGCAUGUGUUGGUAUUCUGGAGUUGAUGUAUACAAUUGAAGGAUAUUAUAAUAUAUAAAUUAGAAAUAUAAA
This is a messenger RNA of Salvia miltiorrhiza (redroot sage), 1921 nucleotides long. RefSeq lists its product as uncharacterized. NCBI's taxonomy places the organism in Eukaryota, Viridiplantae, Streptophyta, Magnoliopsida, Lamiales, Lamiaceae. The record is from RefSeq and is a predicted model, not a curated record. The transcript has 2 exons. The coding region runs from base 1340 to 1888 and encodes 182 amino acids.